AUGCUGGGAGGGUCUGGAAUUCAAGGGCGUGGCGUGGUGCCCGCCAUUGCGCGGCAGCGAUUGGCUACUUUUUCGCGCUCCAGUCGUUCGAUGUCUUCAUUUCGUCCCCAGACUUCCGGCUUUCCUGCUCGGUAUGGGAAGUUGAACCAGUCUCUUGCGGGACGGCGUUCCUUGCGACCUGCUUCCGCUAUUCCUACGAUCUCCAGCGUGCGGUUCAACUCGUCCUCGUCCGCCUCCAACACAGUCGCCCCGGAAAAUGCGUCGGAUCUCUCUGAUCUCUCCGUCGACAAAAUCAAUUCGAUCCCCGAAAAGAUUGGAUACCUUAAAGAUGUUGGUCUCGACUACGGCUGGGGUCCGUCGAGUCUGAUGGAGUAUGUCAUUGAGCACUUCCACGUCUGGACCGGCCUCCCGUGGUGGGCCAGUAUUAUCGGCACCGGUCUCCUGGUCAGGCUUGCGCUUCUUAAGCCGAUGCUUGGAGCCGCGGAUACGUCGACGCGGUUGAACAACAUCAAGCCGGUUCUGAACCCGAUCCGAACCCAGAUGACACAGGCCAUGAGAGAAGGAAACACCACACGCGCACAGGAGCUCAAGAUGGAAAUGAGCAGGAUCCAGGAACUGCAUGGUGUCAAAGCUUACAAGUCUUUUAUUCCGUUGUUGCAGAUCCCGCUGGGAUUCGGAAUGUACCGUGUCGUCAAGGGAAUGACCUCCUUGCCGGUACCCGAAUUGCUUAACGAAAGCGUUGGUUGGAUCCAGGAUCUGACCGUUGCCGAUCCGUUCUACAUUCUCCCGGCUUGUUCGGGUCUUUUCUUGUACCUGGCCUUGAAGAGAGGAGGAGAAUCCGGUACCAACCAAUUCAUGGACUCCGCCGUCGGAAAGGCCGUUCUCCACGGUCUGCCUGCCAUCUCCUUCGCCUUCCUGGCAUUCUUCCCUAGUGCCCUCCAGCUCUACUUCGCCGCAACGGGUCUGUUUGGUUUGGGCCAGGCCUACCUACUCAGCUCGCCGGCUUUCCGAAAAUCCGCCGGGAUCGCCCUCGCCCAGCCGGUCAUGACCCCCGAGGAAGCCGAAUCGCAGCAACGGAAGGCCAUUCGAUUACUUGCCGAUCAGCUUGAGGCCAGCACCAAGGCCGCCAGCAAGGCUACGCCCGCUGUGGAGCCUAGCGCCAUCGACCGUAUGAUCGGGUCGCCCAAGUCGUACUGGAAGAACUUCCGCAAGGACAUUGAAGAUAAGAUGAGUGACAUCAGCGGCAAAGGGCCGGCGACGAAUCCCGACGGGACCCCUGCGGAGCCUCCGCGACUCAGCGAGAAGGACCGUCAACUGGCGGCCGACUACGAGAAGCGACGUCAGGAGGAAGAGGCAUGGAAGCGGGACGAGAGAAACCACGCCCGCCGUGAGGCCCAUAUGAGGGCCCUGGAGGCUCAGAAGGAGAAGGCCCGCGCGUCAUUCAAGAACGCAUCCACCAAGCAGCGGUGA
Aspergillus melleus is the source of this 1470-nucleotide messenger RNA. RefSeq names its product membrane insertase OXA1. Gene Ontology annotation, molecular function: membrane insertase activity. The coding region runs from base 1 to 1470 and encodes 489 amino acids. Gene Ontology annotation, biological process: protein insertion into mitochondrial inner membrane from matrix; mitochondrial respiratory chain complex IV assembly. The record is from RefSeq and is a predicted model, not a curated record. Lineage: Eukaryota; Fungi; Ascomycota; Eurotiomycetes; Eurotiales; Aspergillaceae. The transcript has 3 exons. Gene Ontology annotation, cellular component: mitochondrial inner membrane.